Molecule: messenger RNA, 1467 nt
Organism: Letharia columbiana
Lineage: Eukaryota; Fungi; Ascomycota; Lecanoromycetes; Lecanorales; Parmeliaceae
Exons: 6
Coding region: 1-1467 (488 amino acids)
Source: RefSeq, a predicted model, not a curated record
AUGACUUCACCUGCAGAGGAAGCUGCUUUCGAAAACUACCCUCUUCAACCUCCUCCAGCGGGGCAAACGUCAAAUUUUACUGAUCCUGAAUCUCGAGGGCCCACCAUUGUCAUCCUCUGUUCCGUCUUCAUUGGCCUCAUGUGGCCAAUACUCAUAUUGAGGCUUUACAGCAAAGUGUGGGUGAUUCGUAAAUUUGGGUGGGAUGAUGGUAGGAGCUCGGGAUUCUAUUCUCCAUACCUUUGCUUACAUGCCAGCGUAGCAUCCGCCUUGCUUGCUGCAGUAGGCAAUACAGCUUUCGCAGCGUCCGCGAUAUGGUGUAUACAUGACAAGGUUUUUGGGCCACAUGAGUGGGACGUCCGAGCCAUAUUGCUUACGUCCGACGUAGCCAAGGUGCAAGUUCUUGGAUCAGGUGCAAUUCUCUAUUCUCUGAACAUGUUCUUUGCCAAAUUGGCCUUGUUCCUUCUAUACCACCGCCUCUUCGCCCUCAACCGCUGGACAAGGAUCGCGAUCUACUUCGGUGUCGCUUUGAACGGUCUCUUCUAUCUCGCAUCGUGUAUUACCCUUGUCAUUCUUUGCAUUCCUAGGCAAAGAGAGAAUUGGGCAUCACCGACAUACGCAGCUCGAUGCUAUCGCGCAGAAGUCACGGGCGUUAUCCAAGGCAUCUUUGGUCUGUUAUCAGAUAUAUAUAUCUUCAUUCUACCACUUCCAGUCCUGUUCAGGCUACAGAUGUCACUCAAGAAGAAAUUAGGAAUUACUGCGGUAUUCUUUACAGGAUUGAUUGCGAUUGCCGCCAGCUCCAUUGGUCUGUAUUUCCGUAUUCCCGAGUCGGUAAAUUCGGAUCUUACUUGGAAUGAACCUCCGGCUUCAGGGAUGGCUGUCGUGGAAGCAACGGCUGGUGUCAUUUGUGGCUCAGUGCCGCAUCUUCCAGCACUCUUCCGCCGAUAUUCUCCCCAGUUCUCCUGUAUCACCCAUCUUCUACGCUUAAGUUACAGGAGUAGAUUCAAGAAAAGAGAUGCAAAUCAGUCACCUGAUACCAGGACUGCUUCGUCUAAGAGACCAACGCAGCAGAAGCUCCAAGUAGACACAGAGGUUCUGGGGUCAAUCAAGGGGGAGGGAAAAUUUCUCAAAUCAGGAAGGUUCUCAAGGAUCUGGGGCAACAGAUCUCCGACAGCACUUACCAGGAGAGAGACAAUUAUAGACAACUCCGGCCCAACAAGGCGUGAUUACUACGAGAUGGGAGAACUUUCCAACCAAGUGAGCGAGCCCGAGAGUUCCUCGGGAGAUGCACCUUCUCACCAGACAUCUCAACUUCCGGCGCAUAAGCCAGAGGCCCCAGAGCAAGCUACCGUUGGCGAGCCAGCAACUCGACCCGGAUACUGGGAUAUGUUGAGCAUCUUCCGUUCGACCAAAAAAGACUCUACACACCCAUCUGGAACAUAUCUAGGAUCUCAAUCUGGUCAUAGAUAG